Molecule: messenger RNA, 9223 nt
Organism: Prionailurus viverrinus (fishing cat)
Lineage: Eukaryota; Metazoa; Chordata; Mammalia; Carnivora; Felidae
Gene: CCDC187
Product: coiled-coil domain containing 187
Exons: 25
Coding region: 167-6580 (2137 amino acids)
Biological process (GO): microtubule anchoring
Cellular component (GO): centrosome
Molecular function (GO): microtubule binding
Source: RefSeq, a predicted model, not a curated record
CACCCUGCUAAGAGGCAGCUCGUUAGAAAGCCCCCCGCCCCCCGCCAUUCCAGCCCAGGGCCCGGCAGCCCACCAUGUCUGCCCAGUUUCCACAAGUAUCCUGAGGGUCUCCAUCGUGGGCCGGGGGACUGGAGAAGGCCGGCCAGCCCAGCCCGCGCCGGGAUGGAUGUCGGGCCUCAGGCCAGCAGGCUGCCCUGUGAAGGCACCAUCUGUGACCUCAGGGCAGGCGGUGACCAGGGGGCUCACCAGAUCCCGCCCUCGGCCCGGCCCUGGGGCCAUGUCGAUCUCGGUCCCGGGAAUGCUGCCAAUCCUCCUAGGAGACACGACCCAGCCCCACCCCAAAGACAACCUCGAGGCCCGGGGCAGGCCAGCCGCCAGGAAGGCUAGAGCCAAGCCCAGGGACUCCGGGCUCCGUCCAUCUGCGGCUGAUGAUGAUGCCAUGGCUGCCCUGAGGUGGGCCAGGCCCUCCCGGCAGCCAAGUGACCUGCGGGGAGCUCCCCACAUGGCCUGGUCCGACUUCACCGAGCAGCCAGGCCCCCAGAGGAAGGCCUGCAGCCUCCUGGGGUGGUCCGAAAGCGAGGAGGCCAGGGAUGGGGACAGCUCGGUGUCAUCAGGCCGCCUUUCCGGCUCCUCCGGGGGCCACGAGUCCUGCACAUCUCUCCCCGGGCCCUGGAAGGAGCGGCCCCCCCAGGUGCAGGGGCCCCGGCGGCAGCUGAGAGAAAGCAACCCACGACUGGAACGGCUUAGGGACAAGAUCCGGGCCCAAGCACAGUGGCAGGCCAGCUGUGCCUCUCUGGGCACCUCGACGCCCUCCAGCGCCUCGCGCCUCUACAGAGUCUCCAAGCCAGAUCCCCGCAGGAAGGCCGGAAGGCUGGCGCACCCCGAUCCGGCCCCGUGGGACGGACUUGGGCCUGGGGCCACCAUCAAAGGCUUAGGCACCCCGAGCGAGGCUCCGUGUGGAGCGGAAGACAAGGCCAUCCCGGGCCGGGGGCGAGAGCCCUCCAGGGUCCCCCAGCGCCAGGCCUCAGCUCCACGGGAGAAAACCAAAAGAAUGAAAAGCCGUCCUUGCAUGAGGGAGAGAGCCCCCCAGUCGCCCACCUCUAGAAGAGACGCCAAAGACACAGAUUCUGAGUUGGUCGGUGUUUACGCCUGGAGGAAAGGACCAGCCCUGGCGAGGGCCCUGCUUGGGCCCCCUCCGGCCCUCCCCAGGCUCCAGAGGGAGGCUCCCUCGAGAGACCAGGCCCCCGCCGUGGAAUUAGGAGACAGCAAGAAAGUUGGAGCUGCUAAGAGCUCCCCUGCCCGUCCCCGGAUGCCCAGUCCAGCCUCUGUCCGCGGCGGCCUGCAGGUGUCCGCCAAUACGCCCAACCUGUCCUCCUGCGAGCAGCCUGUGACCAUCCAGAAUGCCAUGGCUGUGCUUAGAGACCUCCGCCAGCAAAUCCAGGCCGGGCUGGAGUUGGCCCGGAGCCACCGCCCCAGGGGAGGGCCAGAGCUGGGGCGGUCAAAGUUGUGGCUGCAGAACCUGGCAGAGAGGAGGCAGCAGGGCCCCUGGAGCACCCCAGAUGUCCGGGGCUCCUUCUCGAAGAGUCCUCGGGCCUUAGAGAGGGCUGGCAGCUUCCCCACGGGGCAUCGCUGGAGCACCUUGGCUGGGUGGGAGUCCUGUCCCCAGAUGACCCGGGCGGCCCAAGGACGGAGCCCCUCUUUCCAGAGGCCUGGGAGCCCCCCUGAAAGGCUGACCUCCUUCCCUCAGCGGCCCUGGAGCGCCUCGGCCGGGCAGCCCUCCCAGCCCCAGAGGACCUGGGCUGCUCGUGAGGACUGGGAGAGCUCUGCCCAAAGCCCGUGGAGCCCAGCGGCCCAGCGGCCGUGGAGCGCCUCCUUCCUGCGCAGCAAGGGCACCCCAUGCAGGGGCCGAGGCUCGCUCCCGCCUCCCUCGGAGCCAAAGCGAGCCUGGAUGAGGCCGGCCCCCGGGGCCCCCAGGAACGCCCCUGGGAAGGAGAACGAGGUGAGGGUGCCGCCACCCUGCCCGAAGCCCCGGGGGGUCCUGGGUCACCCCUACAGCUCUGAGUCCCUGCGGGAGUUCAUGCGCCAGAAGGCGCUGGCCCGGAGGCGACAGGCCCUGGAGGAGAAGGCCUCGGCCCUGCGGGCGCUCGAGCUGAAAAACCAGAGGCUGCAGGAUGUGUACAGGAAGCAGAGGGAGGCCGUCCUCGGCAAAGCCGUCCCUGUGGUGUCCCACACGACCCCCGGCAUCGUGACCUUUUUUCCGCAUUGUGCACAGUCCAAGGGCCUGGAAGCCUCUGGGAGCCUGGGGCCGCCUGUGCUGGAGUGGAGCAAGGUGACCUCCGGCAUGGUGCUGGGGGACCAGGAGGCCCCGGGCAGCUUCUGCCUGUGUCUGAACAGAGCCCUGAACCGCACUGAGACGCUGGGGACAGGCGGCCCCACGCUGAUGUCCGCCCGCUCCUCCCUGGGUCCCCUGAAGCUCCAGGACCUCGCCACCCAGGGCCCGCGUCCAGGGGUGUGCAUCUACCUAGACCCUGAGGAGAGCGAGCGCCUGGGCACAUCGGGGCCCCCGCACUUCCGCUACAAGCAGGCCCGGCUACAGGCUCUGGAGACCAUGGCCAACGUCCUGAAGCAACGGAUCGACAUCCUGACGGCCAAGCUGCACAAGUCGGAGGCACUGGACCCUCCCGGGGACCCGGUCUCCGACCCGUCGCCCUCAUACCUCAGCAGAAUGGCUGCGGCCCCCACGCCCACAGCCCCCGUCCACUCCGGAGCGUUAGUGCCCCGUCGGGGCGGAGGGACACCCUGGGACUGGGCGGACACGCAGGCCAGGCCGCCGGCCUCACCCACCUGCUUCCCGGACAGCAGGACGCUGUCCUGGAGCCCUGACUGGGAGCGGCGGCACAGCGUGAGCCCGGGGGCCCCCCGCGACAGCCAGCCCCGAGGUCUCACGGAGAACGGAUGUUUGGAGCCGGACAACAGGCUGGCAAGAAACACGGCCUCCUUCCAGGCCCUCCGCCCCUUCAUCGGGAGCUCACUCGGGGUGACAGCCAUGCUGGACCCCACCUGCGGCUCCCUGCGGCUGGAGAUGCCGUCGACCAGAGGGGCCGGCUUGCUCACGCCCCGGACCACGCGAAGCUGCGCCCCAGAAAAUGCAGCCCAGAGGGAGCAGCGAGCAGCCCAGGAGUGCCCGGGAUUGAGCUGUGACCAGGGCCUGAACACGGGUCAGCAUUCCGGGCACCUUGCCAACAUCCCCCAGAAGUCCCUGGGCUUUCUCAAGUCACUGAAGCUUGACCAGCAGAAGCGGAAGCAGGCGUUGGCCCUUCUGCGGCAGCGGGCGAAGCGGGAGGUCUGGGAGACACAGAAGGCCCUGGACGAGCUGCUCUUCAAGCACCAGGUGCAGCAGCUGAUGGGGAAACACUCCACCGAGGCCAGGCCGAAACCGGCUUCGGAGGGGAAGCAGCCACAGGUGUGCGGAGGUCUGGAGCCAGUGACUUGUCUGAGCACCGUGACAGCCAGACCCAGAUCGCACCCAGCCCAGGGCAGAGCCGCGGCCGCGCCCUCCCAGGACCCCCGGGAAGGACAGCAGAGUCGGGAGGGCAAGUCGGCUCCUGCAGAGCCCAGGCAGGAAGAGAGGCCAGAUGGAGCCCCCUCCCAGCUGCCCCUGGCCAGGCUCUACCCUCAGGACAACCCCACCCACCAGGCUGGGCACCGCUCCCACCCGGCGAAGCUGGUCCCGGAGCGGCCCGGUCGGUCUGCCCCGCCCCAGCGGAGCCCGGCGGGGCCCUGGAGCGCGAACCCCGGAGCCCUCGGCUGCUUCACGCGGCAGAUGCUUGACGUGAGCCUGCGGGAGGCGGAGCUGCGCGCGCAGCACCAGGCUGCGAUGCUGCGCCUGCGCGAGAAGGCGCUGGAGGAGAAGAUGCGCGCCGAGCUGGCCUGGCUGGAGCAUCAGCGAGAGUGUCUGGGCGGCGAGGGGAAGGACACGAUGCUGGCGGCCUUGGCAACGCGGCAAGAGCAGGCGCCCAGCAAGCUUGAGCAGGAGCAGAGAGAAAUCCGAUACCUGCGGGACAUUCACCUGUUUUCACACCAAGAGAGGAAACUUCUCCUGCAGUGUGAAAAGCACAUCGGCUCCCUGCAGAGAUCCAUGGUGCGCCUGCGGCGGGAGCUUCAGGCCCGGACCAGGCUGCCUCAGAGUUCCGGCCUUGAGGUCAAGACCACUCAGACGGAGGGGUCUGAGACAAGUGUGCAGCUGAAGGGCCCUGCACAGGGCUCCUCGCGCCCCUUGUCACCGCCCGGGCCCGCCAGCCCCGCCAGCCACUGCCCCCGGACAGGCCCUGAGACCCCACGAGUCCAACACCUUCUCAGCAAGCAGGCGGAUGGGACGCCCCCCCAGGCAACCUCAGCUGCGGAGAGUCACCGGCCGCCUCCAAGGUGCGCGUGGGGAGAGGACACUCCUGUGGCCGGCAGCUGGCCCGACACGGGGCGCCAGCUGGAGGAGAGCCACAGCCCCGUGGGCCAAGGAGACCCCCAGAGCAACCCCAGCCCCACGUCAGCAGAGGAGAAGACCCGGCCUCUGACAGACAGCCGUGCACAGAAGCUCCAGGGCCCGAACUCCCCGGGCGGAGGGGGUCCCUGCGGCCCCCUGGAAGCCAGCGUGGUUGAAGGCCGCAUCGGCCUAGCAGGGUCAGAGCUGGGGCUGGAUUUUGCCGGCAGCCCCGUGGAGGAGCCCCACAGAAUGGAAGGCUGGUGGCCGGGGGAACAGAGGACCGAGAGCUGCGGGCAGGACCCCUGCGGCCCCUUCUCUCCACCGGGAGCCGCCCAGGUGACCGCUGCUCCAGCUCCGGUACCACCCAGCCGGCCUGAGGGCAGCCCCCUGCCGCCGCUCAGGGCCCCCUCGGACCCGGGCCCGGAGUCCGAGGCUGCUCCCCAGAGCUGCUCGGGGUCUUGGGCGGGGUCCCCUGCCUCCUCCUCCCCGAGUGGGGUGUCCUGCUGCUCUCUCCAGGAGUUUCAGAGAGCAGCCGCCGUCCUGGUUCAGCUCUGCGAGAGCCCCGUCUCCGUGUCAGACUGGGGGGGUGGGGACGUCCCAGACACGGACCCCGGCUGUUCUGGGGAGCUCUGUCCUCAAGACUCCUGGGGGCUCCACCGGGGCGGGGGGCAGGUGGCCCUGGAGAGGCCAGAGGGCGGUGGGGCCGGCCCCCUGGGCGGCCCCUCCACGGAGCCGGGGGGCGUCCUGCGGGAGGGCUGGCCGCUGCCUCCCCCGGACGCCCCCUCUCCGAGGUCAGGGUCAGAGCUGUCAGAGGCGUCCAGCGAGGUCUGGGACGAGGAGAACCUUCUGGAGCCUGGCUCGGGGCCCUCCUUGUCUACAGGAGGCUCGUCCCGCCUGGAAAAUGGCGGGGCGCCUGGCUCUCCACUUGCUUCCUUGGGCCCUGGGGAGGGGCAGGAAGCGUCUGGAAGCACUGGGAGCCUCAUCCGUGAACUCACUACGGAAGAGGGCCCAACAGACGUCCCCCGAGGCUCCCCGCAUGCCCUCCCGUCCACGUGCUCGUCCUCCAGUGACUUGGACCUGUCCCUUUCCUCUCCCUCGGGGUCCUUGGCGUCCGAAGGGGUGGAUUCUGGCAGAGGAGAGACCAGGCCUCUGCAGGCCUCGGCUGCCUGCCCAGAGGGGCCCUGGGACGCUGCCCUGAGUCUGCCCAGCGACAGGACGCCACGACAGUCCUGGUCUGAGCCUGAGGUCCCCGUGACCCCGCGGGCUCCUCCUGGGGACCCUGGCGGUCUGGUGGCCCUGACACCCCAGGGCUGGGCACCCAGAUGUAGGGGCAGUGGAGACUCCCCUGCCCCCGAGGAAGCCUGCCCCACGCCGUCCAGCAGGGCCUUGCCUGAGAUCCUGUCCCCCGUUGACGAGGUGCUAUCCUAUGGCAGUGCCGACCUGCCCUCCGCUCACAGGGAUGCCCGCCUCCCUCCUCUGCCUCCCACCUUCCCAGCAGAGGAUUUGGCCAACACGACCAGCCCCGACUCAGGAGACUUCCCUUCCCCACCUGAGGAUGUCAUGUCUCCUGGGAGCUUGCCGGGGCCCCCGGGGGAGGAUGCCUCCAUCAGAACUGAGGAGUUGCCCUCCUUGUCUGAGGAGGACACACCCGAGGCACCAUCCCCAGGGCCCCAGGAGCCGGGGCUCUGCCUGGGGGCAGGCAGACAGGACGGAAGCCUUGGGGAGGAAUUGGGUGAGUCACGUUCGGUUUCCAGGGAUCAGGCCGUGGGCAGCCAGUGGUCUGACCCAGCCGGCUGGCCAGGGUGCCCCUCUGGGGGCAGGGCAGGAGACGCCCCGGGAGGGCUCCCAAGGCUGCCCGUGCGGCCCCCGACCCUGUCCAGAGUGGCCUUUAUGGCCGGGGAGGGUCCGCCAAUGCUGUCAGCCGCUGGCAGCCCUGGGCAGGGUGACCCAGCUCCUGCUCUGGGCGCGGGCCCCUGCUCUGACCCGCCGGGCACGGAGGGAGCCAAGGUGGUGGAUUUGGUCUCCAGCCGGCUUAGCAGGAGGAUCCUGUGCGACACGCUGGCUGUGCUCUUGGAGCCGGCCCAGCCGGCGGCCCCCUGACGGAAGAGCCGCCGUGUCCCGCAGGCUGGCCCGGCGGCCGCUGCAGUGCCUCGGGAAGACGGGACCCACGGUGACGUGGGGUGCCAUUGCGCAUGCGUGUGCAUGGUGUGUGGGAUGCUCCGGGAAGCCUGGGCCACCGAGGGCAGAGCCACCAUUCAGAACAGCCUGCCUGUGGCUGGCCCCCGAGUAGUCGUCUGGUGCUGGGCUGGGGCCUGGGCGGGGACAUGGCGGGGAGUGCGGUGAGCUCUGUGUUCUUCCGGACGUUGGGGCCGCUGCGUCCGUCAGGCGCCUGGAAGGGCCCCUGAUCCAAAGACUUUAAGAGGCAGGAAGGUAAAAGCUUGUGCGGGCAUGUCCAGAGGCUGGCCGGUCGAGGAAAGGUGUGGAGGUGAUGGAUUGACAGAGAACGGUCCGGAGGGGAGCGGUCCCCAAGGACGAACCGGAGACCACAUGCCGGGAGGCAGAGCCAUCGGCAAAGGCCGGGUGAAGAGAGAGAGAGCCGCUCUGGGGGGACAGGGGAGCAAGGGGCGGUGGAGACGGGCUGGGGAUCACGUCCCCACGGACUCACACCCCAGCUUGGCGGCUUCUGAAGGCCAAGGGCAUGCACGUGGGCCGACCCCGCUGUGGACAUCACAGAUCUGUCAACUCAAGGGCCGGAGGUGACCAGCCACGCCCCAGGCCUGCCCUCUGGCGGGAGGUGGGCCAAGGGCUCCUUGAGGACUCAGGACUCCUGGAGAGGCCAGAGUCCGAUUCCUGGUGGCUGUCCACCAUCGAAUGAGCCCUCGGGAUGCAGGGCAGCCUCGAGCAGGGAGCAGUUUGCAGAGGUGUUGGCGGUGCGAUCCCUCUAGGGCUUGGCUCCUCCCCUCCAGGGCAGGGACUUCCCCGGCCUCAACAGAGGAACUCCUUUGGAGAUGACACUUAUGGACCCCUGGGGAGCCGGCGACUUCCGUGCACUUGCGGUUAGCUGGGGGACGUGGCGGAGCCCAGAGUUCUGCCUGUGCCCUCCACCUUCCAGCUCAGCCCUCCACCAGGCCCCCGCUUCAGGGCAGUCUCCUGUACCCAGGCCAGCUGCUCGCCAGACGGACUUUUGUCACAGGCUCACUCGUCCGGUUUCACGGCUCAGGGAGGCACCAGCUGAGACAGUUCAUGCUGAUUUCGCACUGGGUCCCCCCACGCCCACCAGGGAACCCCGGGACGGGCUCGGGCGGGGGGCAAUGUGCUCUUGCUGUGCGUAUGCGAUUUCAAAACAAGUUCUGAGCUACAGCUUUCCUAUUGAUUUCCUUCUAGUUUUCUGAACAAAUCAGUCUGUAAUUUUUUAUUUUUUUUCUAUUUAUUGCUGACCCUUUUGGAUUUACGAGGCCGUGCGAGAGGGAUUAUGUAUUUUACACACACACGUUUGGCAUGGUAAUAAAUCUCCCACCUCAAAACCCUGCAGAUUUGCCUCAAACCCCGUCGCCCCCUUUCUGGUCGCCGUGGGGUGGGGGGGCUGUGCUCCUGGCGGGGCCGCGGGCCUCCCAAAGGACCUGUCUGGGGGCCGCCUGCACCGGUGGCCCCUCGCCCACGACAGCGGGGCCCAAGGGAGGCCACGCUACAAAAUGAGCUCCAUGUUUCAGGUCGGCACCGUGGAGGGUGUCGGAAGCCCUCCGUCUCAGCUGACAUGGCGAGUGAGGGGCGUGGGCUCCGAGGUCCGUCUAAUGACACGCAAAACAUAAACACCACACUGCGCUCGCCUUGGCUCCGAUCCCUGCUAACCUCUGGGGCCGAUAAAUCUUGGUCUCCAGAAGGGCCAUUAUCCUUCAUAGAAAGUGGUUAUUUCUGGGGCGCCCGGGGGGCUCAGUCGGUGGAGCGUCCGACUUCAGCUCAGGUCACGGUCUCGCGGUCUGUGGGUUCGAGCCCCGCGUCGCGCUCUGUGCUGACAGCUCAGAGCCUGGAGCCCGCUUCCGGUUCUGUCUCUCUCUCUGCCCCUCCUCCACUCAUGUUCUGUCUCUCUCCACCAAAAAUAAAUAAUUCUUAAAAAAAAAAAAAAGAGGUUAUUUCUUAGUUAAAGCCCACAUUUAAUUUUGCAGUCUGUCUCUUUCAACGGCCCCUCUUAGCUGUACCCUCCUGCAUGAAAUGCCCACGGAUGCACCUUCAGCAUUUCAAAUGCCAAAUCCCAGACCAGCUUUAGGAAGCCUUUGAUUCCUUACCACGCGCGGCCGUGACAGCCGCCCCUAUAAAAUACAGCGAGGGGGCCCCCGAGGGCAGGUCCAGAGAAGUGACAGCCUUGUGCACUCCGGGGGAACACAGCAGCACCCGUUUGGAUGGCGCCUUCCUGUGCCGGGGGCACCUGGCUCCUGGGGUGGGGGGUGGGAGGUUAAGUGACCAGGCUGGGUCCCCACCCCCGGGCCAGGUUCUCCGGCAGCGAGGGGACGUGGCUGUCCAGCGAGCACCCAAACCAAACCAGUUCCGUGGGUCAGACCUGCCCUGUCCAUGCUGACUCCCCAACCAGCAUCUGGGCCCCCCAAGGAUGUCUGCGAGGCCCACACCUGUGCCUGUGGCCCCUUGUCCUGCCCGCCCACCCCACGCCAGGCAUCAAACGCCAAGCUGCUGCUCUGCAUUCCCAAUGGCGUGCACACGGCUGGGAGCAGACCGCAGUGUUGGCAAAAC